Molecule: messenger RNA, 963 nt
Organism: Sphaeroforma arctica JP610
Lineage: Eukaryota; Ichthyosporea; Ichthyophonida
Exons: 5
Molecular function (GO): protein binding
Source: RefSeq, a predicted model, not a curated record
AUGAUUCCAAGAUGAAGGUCUCGUUCAACUGUAUGAGCCCAGAAGCCGUAUUCGUUUACGAUUUCGGUUCUGAAAAUAGCUCCGCUGUGGUACUUACGGGGUCACUACUGUAUGAAAUGGUUGCCCUGUCCAAUGGCUCGUAUACUUGGACCGGUACAUUGAACAAUUUCGGGUCUUACAGCUACUGGUUGGGCCAUGAUGAUACCCGGGUUACGCUUUUGUACCCCUGUACGUUUAAUCUGCAAUACAGUGACCAGGCCGAUGAGAAGGAUGACUACAGACGCAUCCGUGACAUGCGCUGUGAGGCUGGCACCGUGAGUGCUCGUGUAUCCAUGGUAGAGGUGGAUCUACUGAGCAGGCUGUUCAACAAGUACACAACGUUCCUCUCCGACCCGGAAUUGGACGAAGCAAGCAACGAGAGUAAGCGUAAGGAGCGUGAUGAAAAGGAGACCGAGAAGCUUUUAGGACAGUUGGGUGCUCUGGGGUACGGUGAAGAAUGGUGCAAAACGGCCCUAAAAAUAAAUAACGGGGACCUGGAACACUCGGCCAAUUGGCUCAUCACCUCGCACGACCGGAACAAACGGCCCCCAUCUAUAUACUCCGUACCCCACCUGCCCGUAUGCGAGCAACAGCAAAUAGCCACACCCGUUUCGUCUGCGUCGCCCAAUUCUCAGCGAAUGAAAAUCGCCCGACGGCUGUCCCGUUCUAGCGGUCCUGUUUUGGGACGAACCAACUCACACGCAGACCGUAUAGCUACGGUUUACUCAGAGCAGUUGACUAUAAGUGGGGAGAUUAUUGUGAGGUUCUACACCACUAUGGGACAAGUUGUGCAACCGUUGGCGGAGGUGAUGUCGUGUCCUCUUAUGGUCGAUGUGAAGGACUGGUCGUCUAAAAACAAACAGUUAACCAUCAACUCAAGACUAUCCUACGACUUCUUCAAUCCUGGCAAGGGCGCAUGGUAAG